Messenger RNA from Solanum stenotomum, 1266 nucleotides. RefSeq lists its product as uncharacterized. The record is from RefSeq and is a predicted model, not a curated record. Lineage: Eukaryota; Viridiplantae; Streptophyta; Magnoliopsida; Solanales; Solanaceae. The coding region runs from base 1 to 1266 and encodes 421 amino acids. The transcript has a single exon. Gene Ontology annotation, molecular function: protein binding.
AUGGAACGAUCUUUCUUGAAUCAUCUGACAGAUGAACUGCUUAUUGAAAUAUUUAUUAGAUUACCAAGCAGCAAAGAAGCAAUUCAAUGCAAAUCCGUUUGUAAUCGCUGGUUAUCCCUAAUCUCAUCUGAUUACUUCCUUAAUACCUCUCUAAUUCAUAAUCGCAAUUACGACAAAAAAACACUCCGUCCCUUUACUUUUCUUUCAAUUAAUUGGAAUUUUUUUGAUUUUCUUAUAACUGAAAAGGGUUUAGAUGUAUUUGAGUGUAGCCUUGGAAAGGAUUUAUCAAAACGGGUCAAUUUAGGGUUUCUAUAUUCGGGUCGGCCUAGUAAGUAUCAUAUUAGUUUGGAAGAAUCAUAUGGUGACUUAAUUUUAUGUUCUAGAAAUUCAUCUGAUAUUAUUGAUUAUUAUAUUGUUAAUGUUUUGACUAAGCAAUGGAUUGGGCUUCCUCCGACUCCUUUAGAAAACAACUCACAUUAUAGAGAAGAUGAAAGUGUUGGUUUCUUGAUUGAGCCUAAUUGUGUGGAUAAUGCUGCUCGAUACGAGUAUUUGGUGUUGAGGUUUAUGCCUUGGGGUGAUUCUAAGUUUAGUAUUCAGAUGUUUUCGUCUGAGAAAGGAAAGUGGACCAGAUUGGUUGUUACAUCUCCAAGGAAUUUGAAUAUUUUAACUCGUAGGACUUCGAUUGUUGCCUGUGGAAGGAUAUUAUAUACAGUCACUUAUAAGAGAAGUGAUGUGGUUGACUGUGUUCUUGCAUUUGCUCCCUUCACUAAUGAUCCUGCUCAGUUUCUAUGUGUUAUAGAUUUCCCAGUUGAGGCUCGUGAUAUUCGUUGUUUGGCUUGUAAAUUGGGGGCGUGUGGAGGUCGUCUACGGUUUGCUCAACUAAUUCUCCAACCAAGUGGAUACCUCUGUAUAAGUAUAUGGGAACUUGGGGAUGAUCACAGAAUGGGGAAAUGGACAUUGGUGCACCAGAGAAUCCCAACGGACAAAGCGUUUAGAAUCCCUAAACGUGCCACACAAUGGGUUUCUGUAUUAGGUUUUCACCCAUAUAAUGAGGAUCUUAUAUGCUUUCUUGUAGGUAAUGAUCAUGUUGUCGUGUACAAUAUACAAACAGAUAAAGUGGAAAGCUCUACCCUCGUUUCUCUAUUUAAGGUGAUAUCGCCAAGAUCACUAGAACCAGAUGUUGAGUUACAUCAUGUGGUACCAAUUACCCUCAAUUGGUGGCCAACACCAGUAAGACAAUCCCUUUGGACUCAGAGCUAUGAUUAG